This is a messenger RNA of Hypomesus transpacificus, 2163 nucleotides long. It is a transcript of the gene aldh6a1, whose product is annotated as aldehyde dehydrogenase 6 family, member A1. The record is from RefSeq and is a predicted model, not a curated record. Gene Ontology annotation, cellular component: mitochondrion. Gene Ontology annotation, molecular function: methylmalonate-semialdehyde dehydrogenase (acylating, NAD+) activity; malonate-semialdehyde dehydrogenase (acetylating, [NAD(P)+]) activity. Gene Ontology annotation, biological process: thymine catabolic process; L-valine catabolic process. The transcript has 12 exons. NCBI's taxonomy places the organism in Eukaryota, Metazoa, Chordata, Actinopteri, Osmeriformes, Osmeridae. The coding region runs from base 106 to 1683 and encodes 525 amino acids.
AUCCGUGUAUCUGAGAGUUCAGUCUGUCUCUUUGGCCAAGACUCCCUAUUAGGGUGUAGGACAGUUUUUUUUAAAGGAUUAAGCAAUAAAAAUAAAAUUUCCGUCAUGGCAACGACUGUAAUGAGAUCCUUGUUGAAGAAGAGGAUCCCUCUUCAGCUUGGGCGCACGUGUUACUCCACAUCAGUGCCCACUACCAAGCUGUUCAUAGACGGGAAGUUUGUUGAAUCCAAGUCUUCAGAAUGGCUGGAUAUUCACAAUCCUGCUACAAACGAGGUGAUAGCUCGUGUCCCGAAGGCCACACAGCAGGAGAUGCUGGCGGCGGUGGACUCCUGCACCCGGGCCUACCACUCCUGGUCUGAGGUGUCCAUCCUAACCCGACAGCAGAUCUUCCUGCGCUAUCAGCAGCUUAUCAAGGAUAACAUUAAAGAACUUGCCAAGCUGAUUACUCUGGAACAGGGCAAGACCCUAGCCGACGCUGAAGGGGAUGUGUUCAGAGGGUUACAGGUGGCUGAGCAUGCCUGCAGCAUCACCUCCCUGGUGCUGGGAGAGACCCUGCCCUCCAUCACCAAAGACAUGGACACUUACACCUACCGCCUGCCCAUCGGGGUGUGUGCUGGCAUCGCCCCCUUCAACUUCCCAGCCAUGAUCCCUCUGUGGAUGUUCCCCAUGGGCAUGGUCUGUGGUAACACCUACCUGCUGAAGCCCUCCGAGCGCGUCCCAGGAUGCACCAUGCUGCUGGUCAAGCUGCUGCAGGACGCCGGCAUCCCCGACGGCUCCCUCAACAUCAUCCAUGGCCAGCACGACGCUGUCAACUUCAUCUGUGAUCAUCCGGCAAUUAAAGCCAUCAGCUUUGUGGGUUCCAACCAGGCAGGAGAGUACAUCUACGAGAGGGGCUCCAAAAAUGGGAAGAGAGUGCAGUCUAACAUGGGAGCCAAGAACCACGGUGUGGUGAUGCCUGACGCCAACAAGGAGAACACUCUGAACCAGCUGGUGGGUGCGGCGUUCGGGGCAGCAGGGCAGCGCUGCAUGGCCCUUUCCACCGCCGUCCUGGUGGGCGAGGCCCGGAGCUGGCUGCCUGAGCUGGUGGAGCGAGCCAAGGCCCUUCGCGUCAACGCAGGGGACCAGCCCGGUGCAGACUUAGGGCCCCUGAUCUCGCCCCAGGCCAAGGAGAGAGUCUGCAGCCUGAUCCAGAGUGGCGUGGACGAGGGGGCCACACUGCUCCUGGACGGCAGGAACGUCAAGGUCAAAGGUUACGAGAACGGAAACUUUGUUGGACCCACCAUCAUCGGCCAGGUCACGCCCCAGAUGAAGUGUUACAGUCAGGAGAUCUUUGGGCCUGUGCUGGUCGUUCUGGAGGCAGACAGUUUGGACGACGCCAUCAGCUUAGUCAACAACAACCCUUAUGGCAACGGCACGGCUAUCUUCACCACAAACGGAGCUACCGCCCGUAAAUACACGCACGAGGUGGACGUGGGCCAGAUUGGAGUUAAUGUUCCCAUCCCCGUGCCUCUACCCAUGUUCUCCUUCACCGGCUCAAGGGGUUCCUUCAGAGGAGACAUUAACUUUUACGGCAAACAAGGUAUCCAGUUCUACACUCAGAUCAAAACUGUUACUUCACAGUGGAAGGCUGAAGACGCCACUGUAAAAAAAGCUGCAGUUACCAUGCCAACAAUGGGACGCUAGAUGUCCUCGAGUUUAUUGUUGUUGAAACGUGGUCACUUCCUGUGGAGCAGGCCUGAGGCAUGGCAGCCCAACACAAGCCUUAAUGUUUAGGAAAUGUACCUAAAAAGAUGUGAUUUAUUUUUUCAAAUAUAAUUGAGAUUCCAUUUCGGAACACACAAUGUAAAAUUUGUUUUGCACUUGUAAAUGGCUAGUUUUUUUUCUUCCAGAUUUGUACUAAUUAUGUGUGUAUAUAUAUAUAUAUAUAUAUUAGGUACCCUUCCUCCCUCCAAUUUAAAUCAUCUCAUUGAAUGCCUGUGCUUGUAAAAACAGUUUAGUACAGUAGUUAUUACUGUGCAGCUGCAACAUACUGGCCCAUAUUGCAAUGCAUAAUCAUGAGGACCAAAGACAUGCUCUGAUCUCAGCUGAAUGUUGGUAUACUAUUAUGAAUGUUUUCAGCAUUUCAUGUUUCGUUCAUAUCAAUAAUUACUCAACCACACCAAA